CAGAAACACGAGAGAGAGAGAGAGACGAAGAAAUGGCUUCUUCCCUAACCUCGAGAUGCCUCAGAAGCCUACUUCUUCUCCCUCGCACCCAAACCCUCCUCGUCUCCUCUGCAACUCAGUCCUUCUCCACCAACCCACAAAAACCCCCCCAAUCCGACUCUCUCCAAUUCAAUUCCGACACUGUCACGGAAACUCUUACCUCGUACUGCAACGAUUGGCAACGCGCCUUCGAGUUCUUCACGUGGGUCGAGACCAACUGCCGCUUCCUACACACCACCGACACCUACAACCGAAUGCUCGACAUCCUCGGCAAAUUCUUUGAGUUCGAUCUCUCCUGGGACUUAAUCCACCGAAUGAACCAAAACCCAGUUUCCGUCCCGAGCCACGCCACGUUUCGCGUCAUGUUCCACCGUUACGCCGCGGCUCAUCUCGUGAAAGAAGCCGUCGAGGCUUAUAAUCGGUCGGAGGAGUUCGGUUUGAAGGACGAGACGACGUAUUCUAAUCUUAUUGACGCGCUUUGUGAUCAGAAGCACGUUAUUGAGGCGCAAGAUUUGUGCUUUUGGAAUGGCAAGGAAUUGGGGUUCGAAAAGAGUACGAAGAUUUAUAAUAUGAUUCUUCGUGGGUGGUCUAGAGUGGGGUGGUGGAGUAAGUGUGGGGACUUUUGGGAGGAGAUGGAUAGGAGAGGUUUGGAAAAGGAUUUGCAUACGUAUUCUAUAUAUAUGGAUAUAUUGUGCAAGAGUGGGAAGCCAUGGAAGGCUGUGAAAUUGUAUAAGGAGAUGAAGAAGAAAAGGAUCAAAUUGGAUGUGGUGGCGUAUAACACCAUUGUUCGAGCGGUUGGUCUCUCCGAAGGCGUCGAUUUUUCGAUGCGGGUGCUUAGAGAGAUGAGGGAGCUGGGUUGUCAGCCCAAUGUGGUAACUUACAACACACUCAUAAAGCUUUUGUGUGAAAAUGGGAGAUACAGGGAAGCCUCGAAGGUGCUCGAUAAAAUGCCUGAGUGGGGUUGUUCGCCGGAUGUGAUUACUUAUCAUUGCUUUUUCGGGUCUAUGGAGAAGCCGAAAGAGAUUCUUAGACUGUUUGAUAGGAUGAUUGAUAGUGGUAUUAGGCCGAGGACGGACACUUAUGUGAUGCUUAUGAGGAAGUUUGGGAGAUGGGGGUUUCUUCGGCCAGUUCUUGUUGUGUGGAAAAAGAUGGAGGAACUCGGGUGCAGUCCGAAUGAUGCCGCUUACAAUGCUCUGAUUGAUGCUCUGAUUGAUAAGGGGAUGUUAGACAUGGCUAGAAAGUAUGACGAAGAGAUGUUGGCAAAGGGUCUUUCACCCAAGCCAAGGGCGGAGUUGGGGACAAGACUGGUAACUGAUGAAUGAUCGAAUGAUGAGUAAUGACAUUUUUUAGAGGGAUGGUUGAGGAAUACAUAGGCAGGUUGCUAGAAGAUUGCACGGCUUCAACCUCAGACUAUUGGAGCCAAGAGUAUAGAAGCUAACAUGUGGCAUCUGAAAUUAGGGGCUUAUGGAUUCAUGUUUACAAUGAGAACAUGUUAAGGGCGUAUUUGAAGAGAAAUUCGAUGCCAGGUCAAAACCUAAGAACCGAGGUUUUUCGGAUGGCCGCUCGUAUUUUUCAAGUAGGGUAGGGGAGGCUCGGUUGAUGAGAAUCUGAAUGCUUAUGUAAAGGACGAGCACCGAACAAAGAUGCAGUCAUCACUCCGGAAGGCCCUCUAAGAAAAAGAAAAAAGGAGCAACCGAAACCAAAGGCAAAAAAGAGACUGUAGGCUAAGAAUAAUCUAGCAUUUAUUUUAUUUGCUUUGCUUUGUCUUGCCUAUACGCCAACCCACUAUUCCCUCCACCGAGUUGAACACCAAGACCCCAUUUAA
This is a messenger RNA of Morus notabilis, 1864 nucleotides long. RefSeq names its product pentatricopeptide repeat-containing protein At1g80550, mitochondrial. Lineage: Eukaryota; Viridiplantae; Streptophyta; Magnoliopsida; Rosales; Moraceae. Gene Ontology annotation, molecular function: protein binding. The transcript has 2 exons. Bases 33 to 1361 code for a protein of 442 amino acids. The record is from RefSeq and is a predicted model, not a curated record.